This is a messenger RNA of Drosophila virilis, 2622 nucleotides long. RefSeq names its product lectizyme. The record is from RefSeq and is a predicted model, not a curated record. Gene Ontology annotation, molecular function: serine-type endopeptidase activity. NCBI's taxonomy places the organism in Eukaryota, Metazoa, Arthropoda, Insecta, Diptera, Drosophilidae. Gene Ontology annotation, biological process: proteolysis.
UCAGUCAUUCGGCGUCUAUUGCUUUGAGCAGAAUGAAAGUACUCGCUGUUACCCUGUUUGUCCUGCUGGCUGCCAGCGCCCAGGCUGGUAAACUGACCGAUACGUUGGCCAAAGUUAUUCCCAGCUUUGCCACCGGAUUUGUGAUCAACGGCACCGAAGCCGAUCCACAUGCGGCACCCUACAUUGUCUCACUGGGCACCAAAUUCGAAAAGCACUCGCACAUCUGCGGAGGCACCAUCAUCAACAAGGAAUGGAUCGUCACUGCCGCUCACUGCAUCUCCCAGCCGGUUGGCAUGAGCGCCAUUGCCGGUCUUCACAAGCGCGCCGAGGUAGAUGAGCGCACCCAGCACCGCCAGAUUGACUUUGGCCGCGUCCACGAGCAGUACACCGGUGGCGUUGGUCCCUUUGAUAUUGCCGUGUUGCACGUGAGCGAACCCUUCGAGUUCAACGAAUUUGUCAGCCCAGCUACCCUGCCCAGCCGUGAGGAGAUCCACGAGGGUGAGACCCAUCUGUACGGUUGGGGCCAGCCCAAAUCCUACAUUUUGACUGCCGCCAAGACUCUGCAGACUGUUACCACCGAGGUUGUCAACUACGAAAAGUGCAAGGAGGUUCUACCCGAUGAUGCCCCUCUCGCUGAGAGCAAUGUCUGCUCCGACUCCCUGCAGCAGAGCAUCUCCGCUUGCAACGGCGACUCCGGCGGCCCACUGGUCGUUGAGCACGAGGAUGCUGCCUCUGAGCUAAUUGGCGUUGUCUCCUGGGGCUACAUUCCCUGCGGCUUGGCCAACUACCCCUCGGUCUACACCCGCGUCUCUGCCUACAUCGACUGGAUUGCCAAGAUCCAGAGUGCCUACUACAUUCUGAACUGUUGUAUCUUAUCAUUUCAAUUCAUAAUUUCAAGGCAUUCAACCGGAAUGAAAGUACUCGCUGUUACCCUGUUCGCCUUGCUGGCUGCCAGCGCUCAUGCUGGCAAGCUGACCGAUACCUUGGCCAAGGUUAUUCCCAGCUUUGCCACUGGAUUCGUAAUCAACGGCACCGAAGCCGAUCCACAUGCGGCACCCUACAUUGUCUCACUGGCCUCCAACUUCAAUAGUCACUCGCACAGCUGCGGAGGCACCAUCAUCAACAAGGAAUGGAUUGUCACCGCCGCUCACUGCAUCUCCCAGCCGGUUGGCAUGGGCGCCAUUGCCGGUCUGCACCAGCGCGCCGAGGUAGAUGAGCGCACCCAGCGCCGCCGGAUUGACUUUGGCCGCGUCCACGAGCAGUACACCGGUGGCGUUGGUCCCUUUGACAUUGCUUUGUUGCACGUCAGCGAACCUUUCGAGUUCAACGAGUGGGUCAGCCCAGCUACCCUGCCGGGUGUUGAGGAGAUCCACGAGGGUGAGACCCAUCUGUACGGUUGGGGCCAGCCUAAGUCCUACGUGUUUACGCCCGCCAAGACCCUGCAGACCAUUACCACUGAGAUUGUCAACUACGAUAAGUGCAAGGAGGCUCUGCCCGCCGAUGCUCCUCUCGCUGAAAGCAAUGUUUGCUCCGACUCCCUGCAGCAGAGCAAAUCCGCUUGCAACGGCGACUCCGGCGGCCCACUGGUCGUUGAGCACGAGGAUGCUCCCUCUGAGCUAAUUGGUGUUGUCUCCUGGGGCUACAUUCCCUGCGGGUUGGCCAACUACCCCUCAGUUUACACUCGCGUCUCCUCCUAUAUUGAAUGGAUUGCCAAGAUCCAGAGUGCCUACUACAUUCUGUUCACGGUGAAAUCAGCAGCUGUUAACAUGAGACAAUUUGUGGUGCUACUUGCACUGGCCGUGGCCUCGGCUAGUGCCAAUAUCAUUGCCUGGCCGGGAUUCCCGGAGGGUCGCAUCAUCAACGGCCAUGAGGCCAACUCUGGCGAGGCGCCCUUCAUUGUGUCGCUGCAGUCGACCAGCAACUCGCAUUACUGUGCCGGUUCCCUGAUCAGCGAUCGCGUUGUGCUGACCGCCGCCCACUGCAUGACCUAUGCUACAUUCCAGGUGGUCGCUGGCGCCCACAGUCGCACGGACAAGUCAGCGACUCAGGUGCGCAAGGGCAGCAGCGCUCGCCAGACGAUACACGAAAAAUACGGCGGCGGCGUUGGCCCCUACGAUUUGGGUCUGAUCUUCCUGGAGGAGCCCUUCGAUCUGACUGUGCUGGCACGCGAUGGCAGCGCACCCGUCUCGACCAUCUCGGUGGCCACCAACCAGUUCACGGCCAACACCGAUGGCGUGCUAUUCGGCUGGGGACGCGACAACUCUGGCUCAUUGCCCGACAAGCUGCAGAAACUGGACGUUGAUAUUAUCGGCUAUGCCGAUUGCCUGGAUGCGCUGCCACGCGGCAACAGCCUGGCCGACAGCAACAUUUGCAGCUACACCGCCGGCACCACCGACGGCGCCUGCAACGGCGACAGCGGCGGUCCUUUGGUUAACAAGAAGGUCGACGGCAGCUACCAGCUGGUGGGCAUUGUCUCCUGGGGCUACACGCCCUGCGCCAGCACCAAAUACCCCUCUGUCUACACCUACACGGGCGCCUACUCUGACUGGAUCAAUGAGCACAGCAAUGACCACUAAGGCUAGCAAAUGAAUGAAUAAAUGAAUUGAACUUUUGCACUACUCA